UUUUCNUUAUCUCUAACUCCAAACCACGUCGUGUGAGCAUCUGUCAAAGAUGAUUACCGACAAUCCGUUGGAGCACGACGUGCCCCAUUUCGUCGCCACCGUGUUUCAAGACAACCCAACCGGCUGGGGUCCUUGUGAAGUACCAGAUCAGUUUAAAGACAUACCUUAUCAGCCCUUCAGCAAAGGGGAUCGUCUAGGAAAAAUCAGCGAUUGGACCGGAGCCGCUUUUCAAGAUAAAAAAUACGCGAGUAAAUAUGCUUCUCAGUUUGGUUCUGGCAGUCAAUAUGCUUAUUACCAUGAUGAAGAUGAAAGCACUUUUCAUUUGGUUGAUACAACCCGUGUUCAAAAGCCGCCUUAUCAAAGAGGACGUUUCCGUCCUAAUCAAAGAAAUAUGAGAGGUCGUGGAGGAAGGGCCGGACAACAAUCAGGCAUGCAAGCUUUAGGAAAAGGCUUGAAAAGCCGUGAGAGGGAUCGUAAGGGACAAAUUAAAAAAUGGGGUCAAGGAAGACCUCAAAUUAAAAUUCGAGAUGCUUCGGUGACUGUUCGUCCUGAUUGGUCAACAAUCGAAGAGAUGGAUUUUCCACGGCUUGGGAAAUUAUCUUUACCAAAUAUAAAAGAUGGAGAAGAUGUGGGUUGUUAUGGUGAAUUGGAGUUCUAUGAUAAAUCCUAUGAUAGAGUCAAUGUUAAAAGUGAAAAACCAUUGCAAAGUGUUAAUCGAAUCUUUCAUACAGUUACCACAACUGAUGACCCAGUUAUACGUCAACUAAGUAAAACUGAGGGUAAUGUUUAUGCCACUGAUGCAAUUUUAGCAACAAUUAUGUGUUGUACUCGCUCAAAUUACUCUUGGGAUAUUGUAAUUGAAAAAAUUGGUAAUAAGUUGUUUUUUGAUAAACGUGACAACACCGAGUUUGAUCUAUUGACUGUAAAUGAAACUUCUGUUGAGCCACCUCAAGAUGAUGGAAACUCAUUAAAUUCGCCUCGAAAUCUUGCUUUGGAAGCGACGUUUAUUAAUCAUAAUUUCAGUCAACAGGUAAUAUUAAUAAUAUUAAGUUAAGGGGUAAUACUACCU
Messenger RNA from Onthophagus taurus, 1069 nucleotides. The record is from RefSeq and is a predicted model, not a curated record. NCBI's taxonomy places the organism in Eukaryota, Metazoa, Arthropoda, Insecta, Coleoptera, Scarabaeidae.